Quercus lobata is the source of this 2046-nucleotide messenger RNA. RefSeq names its product AAA-ATPase At3g50940-like. The transcript is spliced from 3 exons. Gene Ontology annotation, molecular function: ATP hydrolysis activity; ATP binding. The coding region runs from base 126 to 1694 and encodes 522 amino acids. NCBI's taxonomy places the organism in Eukaryota, Viridiplantae, Streptophyta, Magnoliopsida, Fagales, Fagaceae. The record is from RefSeq and is a predicted model, not a curated record.
AGCAACAACAACAAAAAAAAAAAAGUUCCUUGUUUAGAGUGGAGAUCUUGCUGCAUUUUUGGUUUCACUGGGUUUCCAGAGAGGAUUUGAAAGAGGUGAUUGGUAAACGACUAUACUCUCAAACCAUGUUUCCUCUCUUGGAGGUGCUUAAAUCCUUGGCACAAUUGUCCUUGGCACAAUUAUCCUUGGCACAAUUGUUCACUGCUACUGUUAUAAUUGUACUAAGCCCCAUACUAACAGAUCGCAUAGCCGCAGUCAGGAGUAUACUCUUCUCAAACUAUCAAGAUUAUUUCUUUCCUCAACUUACAAUGAUCAUUGAAGAGAGUGAUGGUUUCAGUCAAAAUCAACUCUAUGCAGCGGCCAGAACUUACGUAGGUGUCUUGUUUAGUGUUUCACGAAAACCAAGGCAUUUCAAAUGUAGAAGAGCAAUUAAGGGAGAGAAACUAGUCUUUGAUUUUGUGGGGGAAGAUUUUUACCAAAAAAAAGAUAUUGCGAGAGAAGAUUCGAUCAUUGCUAACUUUGAAGGCAUCAAGCUCGAAUGGAAGUCACGUGCAAAAAUUAAUGAACACAACGGUGAAACUGUUUCGAAAUAUUUUGAGCUUUCAUUUGAUAAGAGACACGAAAAGAAGGUGCUUGAGUAUUAUAUACCUCAUCUAUUAGCUCGUGCUGAGGAAAUUCGUAAAGAAGAACGGGUGCCAAGGCUUUAUAGCAGGGGUGGAAGUGGUCUUGGUGAAUGGCUUUCUAUCAAUUUUGAACACCCAACUACAUUUGAGAAGUUGGCAAUGGACCCAACGCUGAAGAGGAUGCUCAAGGAUGAUCUGGACAGGUUUGUUAAAAGAAAGGAUUGGUACAAGAAAGUUGGCAGAGCAUGGAAGAGAGGGUAUUUGAUUUACGGCCCUCCGGGUACCGGUAAAUCAACCUUGAUUGCUGCCAUGGCUAAUUUCCUCAAGUUUGAUAUCUAUGAUGUGGACAUUUCAAGUAUAAAUUCAGAUUUAGACUUGAGAAAAAUAUUGCUUUCAACGUCUAAUGGUUCAAUAAUGGUAAUGGAGGAUAUAGAUUGUGCACGGUUGGAAAAAGGAGGGCAACAAAAUAAGGCUUCUUCCGCUAAGUUCACACUCUCGGGUUUAUUGAAUGUCAUAGAUGGAUUAUGGUCGAACUGUGGAGAUGAGCGAAUUAUUGUGUUCACCACCAAUCAUAAGGACAAGCUUGAUCCCGCUUUGUUUCGCCGAGGCCGCAUGGAUGUACACGUGCACAUGUCAUAUUGCACCAUAGAUGGGUUCAAGUUGUUGGCUACUAAUUAUCUUAAAAUCGAAGAUGACCACCAACUCUAUAGACAGAUUGAAGUAUUGUUGGCGAAUGUAGAGGUUACCCCAGCUGAAAUUGCAGAGGAACUUCUGAAUAGUAGUGGUAGUAGUGAUGAUGUUGUUCUCGCAAGACUUGUCGAAUUUUUCGAGCAAAAGUUACAUGUGAAAGCAAAGGCUGCAGAGUUAAAGGAACGUUUGAAGAGUGCUGAUAUAGAUGUUGAUGCUGAAGGACUCGUCAAAUUUCUCAAGCAGAAAAAACUUGAGAAUGCAAAGGAAAAAGAGGUAGAGCAACUUUUGAACAGUGGUGAUACUGAUAUUGAUGCUGAAGGAUUUGUCAAAUUUAUCAAGCAAAAAAAAAUUGAGGAUGCAAAGGCUGCAGAGGCAAAGUGAAUAAAUCCAAAUGAAUCUUAACUGAUGGGUAAUUUCAAAAGAGAUGGUUCGUGUUCUCAAGGAAUUAGUAAUAUUCCCAAGCCAUUCUAGCACUUGUCAAAUCGCAUUUGAGUUUUUCGUCUUGGUGACCCUCAGUGACUCGCUGCUGGUGGUGAUCCUUAUCUGUUCCUCCCCUCAUUUCCGAGUUUUUCUUUUCCUAGUGAAAUAAUAUGUAUAGUAUCAAUGUGUGGGUGUGCACUGCUGUGAAUCUGAUUAUGUACUUUGCAAAUUGUGUGACUGUUUGUGGGAGAUGAUGUUGUUUUAAAAAAGAAUUACAUGUUUGUUGAAGGGAUAAUUUGCAUUACGCUUUUUA